UCUGCUGAUAUUUUCUUAAUCAUUGUAGAUCAUUUUAUUUUAAAGCUGCACACCAUGGUAUAUGUAAGCAUGAAAUAAUGAUCGUUGUUUUGUGGAGGAUAAGUUUUCUCUGCUUGGUUUUGCUUGUGGCAGGCGUACCAGGCUCUAUCUGCUCAGGAGAUAGGGAUGGCAUAGUGAGAUAUGGACCGGGAUGUGAGCUCCCGUGCUUCUGUAAGGAUAGGGGAGAAUGUGAUCAAACGAGCGGCACGUGCAAGGCGGGCUGCGCUCCAGGCAUGUUCGGGCCUAGCUGCCAGUACCGUGAUAUUGCACACGACCAAAUGAAGAACGCGAGGCAUUCGGACAAUUUGGAACAACACCAUCGCUAUGCUGACCUGGCUGUGGACGAUAACCUCACCACUUGCAGCUCUACAGACUUUGCAAAUAAACUAAGAACAGAGCCACCCUGGUGGCUUAUUUGGUUCCCGUUCGAUGUCAGUUUCUCUUACAUCGAAAUGACCAUUAAGAAAACUUCUCUACGGUUUAUGUCUAAUUUUACUGUGUCUGUUAAAAACAUGUCUGAACAUCAAGGAGCAAGUAUAACGUUUUGGCCUUCUGAAGAACACCUUUGUUACUCGGGCGAUGGUUUUGAUAUUGAAAAGGAUAGCCACUAUGUCACCAUCAAGUUGUUUUGUAGUUCACUGUCAAUGGGAAACACCAUAAAGAUUACUCUUGGUUCGACAAACACUCAACUAGAACUUUGUGAUGUCAAUAUAAAACAAGGAGGAAGUAUUGCACACGGUAAACGAACUUCAAGCUCACCUGCUAAAAAAGGCAAUGCAAGCAAUGUUGUUGAUGGUUCGCUUGUGAAAGUCGAAAAAAAUUGUUUUGUCGGUAAAAAUCCAAAUCCAUGGUGGCAAGUUGAUCUUGGUGGCGUUUCAAGUAUCCGUGAACUGAGAUUAACGCCAUUUUAUCAAAAAUCAUUUUCGGGGUACAAAGUGAAUAUAUCAACGCAUGAAAAUUACUCAUCCUGGAAAACAGUGUAUAACGACUCUAGCUCAGGACAAAAGUAUGUUCAACUUACAUUUGCUGCCAGACAUAUUCGUAUUUACAGACCGGGCAAAACAAAGUUAUCGCUUUGUGAGGUGGAAGUUUAUGAAGUAUGUGGUUAUCGGCGCUGGGGUGAUGCUUGUGAGAAGGAAUGUUACUGUGGAGGUGAAGCCCCCUGUGACAUGUAUACCGGUAGUUGUCCUGGAACAUCCUGUGAUAAGAGCAUGCACGGCCAGCAUUGCUCAACCCGCUGUAACAAACACUGCUCUAAAGGUUGUAACAAGAGCGACGGGAAGUGCAGUUCGUGUGAACCUGGGUAUCACGGGGACUUUUGUAACGAACCUUGUGUUAACAACACGUUCGGUCCUAACUGUUCCAACAAAUGCACUGAACAUUGUACCGGUCAAUGUGACAAUGUUAAUGGGAUCUGUACCAUGUGUUCUCCAGGCUAUAAAGGGCAGUUCUGCAAUGAAGCUUACGACAACGGAACAUUUGGCCGGAAUUGUUUGCAAAACUGUAGCAAUCAGUGCUCUGGACCUUGUAACAAAGAGCUCGGGACUUGCAAUUCAUGUCAACCUGGAUAUCAGGGGAAUUUUUGCAGGAAACCCUGUGACAAUAACACGUACGGCCUGAACUGCGGCAAGCAAUGUAGCGAUCAGUGCUUUGGACAUUGUAACACUAUUGACGGAGCCUGCACUACAUGUGAACCUGGAUUUGAGGGGCAAUUCUGCAACAACUCUUGUGUUAACAACACAUUCGGUCCUAACUGUUCCUACAAAUGCAAUGAACAUUGUACCGGUCAAUGUGACAAUGUUAAUGGGAUCUGUACCAUGUGUUCUCCAGGCUAUAAAGGGCAGUUCUGCAAUGAAGCUUGCGACAACGGAACAUUUGGCCGGAAUUGUUUGCAAAACUGUAGCAAUCAGUGCUCUGGACCUUGUAACAAAGAGCUCGGGACUUGCAAUUCAUGUCAACCUGGAUAUCAGGGGAAUUUUUGCAGGAAACCCUGUGACAAUAACACGUACGGCCUGAACUGCGGCAAGCAAUGUAGCGAUCAGUGCUUUGGACAUUGUAACACUAUUGACGGAACCUGCACUACAUGUGAACCUGGAUUUGAGGGGCAAUUCUGCAACAACUCUUGUGUUAACAACACAUUCGGUCCUAACUGUUCCUACAAAUGCAAUGAACAUUGUACUGGUCAAUGUGACAAUGUAAAUGGGAUCUGUACCAUGUGUUCUCCAGGCUAUAAAGGGCAGUUCUGCAUUGAAGGCUGUGACAAUAACACGUAUGGCCUGAACUGUGCCAAGCAAUGUAGCGAUCACUGUUCUGGACCUUGUAACAAUAUUGAUGGAAACUGCACUACAUGUAAACCUGGAUUUGAGGGACAAUUCUGCAACAACUCCUGUACAAAAACUAAGUGGGGAAUGAACUGUAACAAAACCUGUGGCCAGUGCGCUACUGAAGAAUGCAACUCUUACAACGGCUUCUGUGAAACGGGAUGUAAGGCUGGUUACCAGCUGAACACUUGCAACGAACCUUGUGACAAUCGCUCAUUUGGUGUGAACUGCAGUGGCACAUGUAAUUCAAAUUGCAAAGGUCCCUGUAACAAGACUAAUGGCCUGUGUAUGGACUGUCAAAGCGGAUGGAACGGUUCUUACUGUGACAAAAACUGUCCAGGCGGUUACUACGGUUCACGCUGCAUACAUGGUUGUGGAUACUGUUUGAAUAGUCCCUGUGACAGAGUGUCAGGCAACUGUUCGGAAGGCUGCAAACCUGGAUAUCAACAUACGCCAAAAUGUUUUGAAAAGUGUCCCAUUGGAACAUUUGGUUUGAAAUGCUUAAGACAUUGCAGUGUGCAUUGUGAUCGUACAUGUGACCGUGUGAGAGGCCAUUGCUCAUGUCAAACGGGAUACCAAUUGCCGAAGUGUAUUUAUGAAUGUGAGCUUGGAACAUGGGGGAAAAACUGCGAUCAAACGUGUGGAGGUUGCCAUGCUGAAAACUGUAGCAAGACCGAUGGCCACUGCCUUAGUGGAUGCAAAUAUGGAUAUAAAAUAUCAUCGGACUGCAUGGAAAAAUGUGACGACGGCAAAUAUGGUUACAACUGCUCUGAAUCAUGUAGCAGAAACUGUGAAGAUCCAACGUCCUGUAACACAACCACUGGCUUUUGUGGCUCUUGCAAGCGGGGUUGGCAAGGCGCAAUGUGUAGUGAAAGAUGUCCUGACCAAAGGUAUGGCCAGAAUUGCCAGGAAAAGUGUGGGCACUGUGCGGGAGCGACAUGUAAUAUAAUGGAUGGACAUUGUAUUUCAUGUAUACCUGGCUACAUAAAUGAUGGACGAUGCAAAACUGGAUGCGAGGCUGGUAGUCACGGUGUGGACUGUCAGGAGCGGUGUGGAAUGUGCGCCGGAAACAAAUCCUGUCACCCGGAGAACGGGACCUGUCCACUUGGCUGCAAGACGGGAUUCUCUGGAGAUGGAUGUACACAGAAUCUGCAAGCGCCCUCAGAGCCUCUUAUAGUGGCAAUUGCUGGAGCUGUUGGAGGUGGAGUUUUGAUCAUCACCGUUAUUGCGGUAACAGUCGUUGUUCUGUUGAUUAAAAGGUGUGAAGCUGAACAAUGCCAGAAGAAAACGCCAGCAAAUAAGAUAAAUAAGUCUGCAGAAAUCCGACAUCCUGGAACAAGUAAGGCCCAGACAAAGUCAUCUGAUGAUCCUGAAGAGUCAGGGAAUAAACAACGUAAAGUUUAUUUUCAAGAUAAGCACCUUCCUGUAGCACCCACGGACGAUCCUGUAGUUGUACUUGAGCCCACCUACGGAAACAUGAGUGGUGAAGAGGGGCAGUCGCCACCGAACCCCGUGACCUUGUCUCAGCUUCUCAGCUAUAUAGGCACAAAGUCUGCCGACCAGACAUAUUUUAGCAAUGAAUACACGAAAAUUCCAACCGGCAUGAUUCACCCAGCGACCGCUGCCAGAGACCCGGAAAAUGCCGGCAAGAGUAGAUACAAGAACCUGUAUGCAUACGAUCACUCAAGAGUACACCUCAAGAAACAGCAAGGAGAGACGGACUAUAUCAACGCGUGUUUCAUUCAGGGUUAUUCCGGAAGGCCAGAGUUCAUUGCUUCACAAGGUCCUAUGGAAGCUAUGAUCGAAGACUUUGUUCGUAUGAUCUGGGAAAAUAGCGUCAUUACAGUCGUCAUGGUUACCAACCCCGUCGAGCUUGGAAAAAUCAAAUGCCUGCCGUAUUGGGGGGAGAUAAAUGAGGAAAAGGAGAUUGGUAUGUUUGUGGUGGAGCUUACGGCAGAGCAGCAAAAUAGCGACUUCGUCGUCAGGGAUAUAAAAGUGUUAGAGAAGACUAACCCGGACGUAGCACGAAGUGUCCGCCAGUUCCACUACACAGCGUGGCCGGACAAAGAUGUGCCGGAUAGCCCCGCCAGCCUGCUCAUGUUCUGGCACACCGUUCGCGCGUACGACCCCCAACGUGUAGCGCCAUGGCUUGUGCAUUGCAGCGCUGGUGUUGGACGAACCGGGACGUUUAUUGCGAUGGACAUUCUACACAGCCAUGGCAACAAGACUGGCGUCCUUGACGUAUUCCAGUGCGUUCACACUCUGAGGGAUCAGCGCGUCAAUAUGGUCCAAACACUCAGUCAGUACAAAUUCCUACACGAGGUAAUGUACGAGGCCCUUGUGCUGUCUUCUUGGCCAGUCCCGAUUGAUGAGUUUCCCAAUGAACACCAGCGCCUCAUCAAGGUCGACCCCGUCCUCAACAAGACAAACAUUCUACUAGAAUAUGAGAAUGAAAAGGCCUACCAAACGAUGGUGUUGUCAAAAAUUCGCCUGGAUUCGUAUGGUCAAGAGAUGGACGUCUUUUCUAUCGCGAGUUUGCCGGAGAACGUCAGCAAAAACAGAUCACAGUCCCUACUUGCCCAUAAUAUGUACAGACCUAUCCUUCGCACGCCAGUAAGCGGACGCAACGACUAUAUUAAUGCUGUUUACAUUCCGACGCUGUUUGAACGAUACGCAUUUGUGGUGAGUCAGACACCCCUAGAGGAGACGCUAGUGGACUUUUGUCGCCUCAUACACGACCUCGACAUCCGCAUCGUGGUCUCAUUCCCGGACGAAGGGAGAGAACAGGUUGGUAAACUUCCAACCAGCGGCUCAAGCACAAUCGGACCUUUCACAGUUCGUUUUGAGAAGGAGAAAACAUCGGAUAGCAUCAUACACAGAAAAUACUCUCUGACAAACAAAACUGGGGGUAAGAAAGAGUUCUGCCAGCUGGUGUACAGGAAAUGGACGAUGCGACAGGUGGUUCCAUCGGAUCGAAAGUCUUUUGUGAUGCUUCUACAUGAAGUUGAGACACUUCGAAAGGCGAAUCGAAAAUGUCCAGUCCUUAUAACCUGCUUUAUGGGAUUCGAGCGAAGCGGCCUGGUGGCGGUGUUGUUUGCCAUUCUUGCCAUACUGACCAGGACAGGUGCCGUAUCUGUCCCUCUCGUUAUACGGCACUUACGGACACGCAGGCAACAACUCAUACCGAAUUUCGAGCAGUUUCAGUUUUGCCACGAUGUGGUCCUGGACCACGCCAAUGCAAGAGAAACCUGCGACAAUGUCUGACUGUGAGAUGGAUGCCAUGAUGCUAGUGUGUCAGUGACGGGUUAUGUAUUAAACCUAAUAAACCCUAUUAAAGAACCAAGUUUGCCGGUCGUUCUUGACCGGCCUUUUCUAGUGUUUCUAGAAAGAUAGAACGUACAUAACGAUCUUCGUUUGUAUAAUUUUGGUUAUGCAUGCUUAACAGUUUUAUAAACAGUUGUUAACUGCUUGAGCUAUUAUGAUUAUUAGAAGACUAGACAUACUGCUUGAAAUGAGACUGACUGAGGGUUUUACUCUCUCCCCAAAUUCAACCUAUGGAGUAUCGAAUGUUCUCUGAUAACUUGAAUACCACAUGCCAAAUAGCGGAGUAUCAGCAUCCAUUCUCCUACAAAGUUAUCUUCCUUGACAUGCAGAAUAAAUCUGUCUGCCCUGGAUCUAUAUAUUUAGUAGAGUUUUAUUUUCCUUUUCAUGGAUUUUUUUUUAUAUUAUUUAAAUUAUUCAAGGUGAAUGGAGGUAAAAAUCAACAAAAAAAUCAAAGAUUCCUUGUAAUCUGUAUCUAAGUAGAACGUGAUAUCUAUUCAUGGUCACGUGAUUUGCAUUUGGCCAGUGAUUACUGUACCGUAUUUUAUUUGGAGAAACGCUGCCUGGGGUUUGAGAAUCUUAGUACUCGUAGCAUGCAAUGUUUGACCUGCGUUGUCUAUUUUAUGUGAUUUAACUGACAAUAUGUUCAACUUUGCAUUUUUAGCUCACCACAGCACGAAGUGCUCAAGGUGAGCUAUUGUGAUAGGUCUUUGUCCGUCGUCCGUCCGUCAGUCAGUCCAUCCGUCCGUCAACAAUUGCUUAAAAACAUCUCCUCUGAAACUACUUGGCCAAAUUCAAUAAAAAUUAACAAGAAGCUUCCUAAGGUCAUCAUUGAUCAACAACAACAACAACAACAACAACAGCAAUCUGACCAACUUCCUGUUUUUCUUUAACAAAACAUCUCUUCUAAAACUUACAUGCCAAAUUCACUGAAACUUUACAGGAAGCUUUACAGCAUGACCCUCUACAAAAUACAUAGGCAUUAAGAGUGAUCAACAAUAACAACAACAAAAUGGCCGACUUACUGUUUUGCUUAAAAAUAUCUCUAAAACUUGCAGGCCAAAUUCAAUGAAAUAUUACAGGUAGCUUCAUUGCAUGACCCUUUACAAAUAUAAAACAAGGCAUCGUCAUCAGUAUAAAUAUGUUUAAAUUGCAACAUUUUUAUCAAUGCUUUAUCAGAGUGUUGUGGCCCUUUGCUUAGGUGAGCCUUUUAUUGCCAUCAUGGCCCUCUUGUUAAUUAUAGUGACCUUAUUGUAGUAAAUAUUGAUUUAUUCUGUCUGUGAUUUUGAAUUAUUACUUUGUUUAAUAUGUGUAUAUGAUAUAGUAGUAUAAUAUUUAUUCGGUUCGUUUGAACUUAUAUUUGAUAUGUAGAAUUAUAUAUUAUACCAUUCAAUUGUAUUUGUUUAUGCUAUUGUAGCAUUAUAUUGUAUUCCCUUAUUUGUAUUUGUACAUGAUAUUGUGGAAUUAUGGGAUUUUUCUCCUUUUAUUUAUAUUUGUAUAUAAUCAGUAGCAGUAUGCUUUACUCCAUUCAUCUGUAGUUGUAUAUUAUAUUUAGCAAAAUGCUUUAUUACUUUUUUUACUGUUGCUGUUUUCUUUUUUUCAAAUAUAUGGUACAGUUUAAUUAUAUUGUUUGUUUACGCCUGCUGUAAAUUAAAACACUACCUUCACUUCUGCA
Mya arenaria is the source of this 7356-nucleotide messenger RNA. RefSeq lists its product as uncharacterized. The coding region runs from base 78 to 5624 and encodes 1848 amino acids. The record is from RefSeq and is a predicted model, not a curated record. The transcript has 42 exons. Gene Ontology annotation, biological process: protein dephosphorylation. Lineage: Eukaryota; Metazoa; Mollusca; Bivalvia; Myida; Myidae. Gene Ontology annotation, molecular function: protein tyrosine phosphatase activity; scavenger receptor activity.